AUGGCUGACCUCUAUCCCUCCCUGGCGCAAACCGCCGUGGUUGCUACGGCCUUCAAGCUGCUUCUCUUCCCCGCAUACAAGUCGACUGACUUCGAGGUCCACCGCAAUUGGCUGGCCAUUACCCAUUCCCUCCCGCCCAAAGAAUGGUACUACGAGAAAACGUCAGAAUGGACUCUCGACUACCCACCAUUCUUCGCAGCUUUCGAAUGGCUGCUGUCACAAGCUGCGUCUUAUGCGGAUCCUUUGAUGCUGGUCGUCCAGAAUCUUAAUUAUGAUUCCUGGCAGACCGUCUACUUCCAGAGAACAACGGUUAUACUCAGUGAACUGGUUCUUCUGUAUGCGUUGAAUCGCUUUGUGGCUUCGGUCCCCUUAGCUAGCAAGCACCUUGCCCAUAUUGCCAGUCUCUCGAUUCUCCUCUCUCCCGGGCUGCUCAUUAUCGACCACAUCCACUUCCAGUACAAUGGUUUCCUCUACGGAAUCCUCGUUCUGUCGAUCGUUCUCGCACGCAAGCAGUCUACUCUCCUUUACAGCGGGAUUUUGUUCGCUAUCCUGCUCUGCUUCAAGCACAUCUACCUCUACCUCUCGCUCGCCUACUUCGUCUACCUACUGCGAGCAUACUGUCUCGACCCUAGGUCUAUUUUCCGGCCACGGUUCGGUAACAUCAUCAAGCUGGGCGUAUCAGUUGUAGGCGUUUUCGCUGCCGCAUUUGGACCCUUUGUGUACUGGAACCAGUUGCUUCAGUUGAAAGAUCGUCUGUUCCCAUUCUCUAGGGGAUUGUGUCACGCGUACUGGGCACCUAACAUCUGGGCGAUGUACUCAUUUACGGAUCGCGUUCUCAUUCCACUUGCGCCUCGCCUGGGACUCAGUGUCAAUCACGACGCCCUCAGCAGCGUCACCCGAGGUCUGGUUGGAGAUACAUCGUUCGCAGUCCUCCCGGAGGUUACCAAGGAGCAGACAUUUGCUUUGACAUUCAUUUUCCAACUGCUCCCCUUGAUCAAACUCUGGUUCCGACCCGACUGGGAAACGUUUGUUGGCGCACUCACGCUUUGCGGAUAUGCCUCCUUCCUCUUCGGAUGGCACGUCCACGAAAAGGCCGUUCUCCUUAUCAUCAUCCCCUUCAGCCUAAUCGCUAUAAGAGACCGACGAUACUUCGGAGCAUUCAAACCCCUCGCAGUGGCCGGCCAUGUCUCUCUCUUCCCGCUCCUCUUCACUGCACCCGAAUUCCCCGUCAAGACAGUCUACACGAUCCUAUGGCUGGUCCUUUUCUUAUUUGUCUUCGACCACGUGGCUCCGCCAUCAACCCGGCCGCGGGUCUUCCUCCUGGACCGCUUCUCCUUAUUCUACAUCACGAUCGCCAUCCCGCUCAUCGUGUACUGCUCGCUUGUUCAUCAGCUCAUUUUCGGAUUCGGUAGAUACGAGUUCUUACCGCUGAUGUUCAUGAGCAGCUACUCUGCUCUCGGAGUCGUAGGGAGCUGGGUGGGGUUCAUGGUGGUGUAUUUCACCGCAUAG
This is a messenger RNA of Paecilomyces variotii, 1509 nucleotides long. Its product is annotated as glycosyl transferase. The record is from RefSeq and is a predicted model, not a curated record. Gene Ontology annotation, biological process: protein N-linked glycosylation. Lineage: Eukaryota; Fungi; Ascomycota; Eurotiomycetes; Eurotiales; Thermoascaceae. Gene Ontology annotation, molecular function: dolichyl pyrophosphate Glc1Man9GlcNAc2 alpha-1,3-glucosyltransferase activity. Bases 1 to 1509 code for a protein of 502 amino acids. The transcript has 6 exons. Gene Ontology annotation, cellular component: endoplasmic reticulum membrane.